This is a messenger RNA of Penicillium taxi, 2322 nucleotides long. Its product is annotated as putative C2H2 finger domain protein. The transcript is spliced from 3 exons. The record is from RefSeq and is a predicted model, not a curated record. Gene Ontology annotation, cellular component: chromatin. Gene Ontology annotation, biological process: DNA-templated transcription; regulation of transcription by RNA polymerase II. NCBI's taxonomy places the organism in Eukaryota, Fungi, Ascomycota, Eurotiomycetes, Eurotiales, Aspergillaceae. The coding region runs from base 1 to 2322 and encodes 773 amino acids. Gene Ontology annotation, molecular function: DNA-binding transcription factor activity, RNA polymerase II-specific; RNA polymerase II cis-regulatory region sequence-specific DNA binding; zinc ion binding.
AUGGCCGACGUGGAGGAACAACCCGUUAAGCGACGAAUUCGAAGCCGCCGCGCCCCUCCCGAUCGAAAGUUUCACUGCAGUCAUGACGGCUGUGGGAAAAGCUACAGUCGUGCCGAGCAUUUGGCGAGACAUCAAUUGAACCAUGCGCCCAAGCAGAUCUUUCAUUGUGAAUACUGUCCUCGCUCCUUUGUUCGCCAAGAUUUAUGUUUUCGCCAUCAAGAGCGUCACUCCACCCGCGGCUCGCAGCUGCAAAAACGAGAUUAUUUUGCCCAUGAAGCCUAUGAUGAGCGCACCAAGUCAAUCCCACACGCUUCCUCCCCUUCAUCGCCGUCUAUCACUAUUCCCGAUUAUCAAUAUAUCACGGAUCCGACACCCAACUCAAAGUCCCCUCCAGUCUCCGCUUACCCACUUUCUACGGGCAACGACUCUACCGGAAUCCCUGUGACCUAUUCUGAUUUUCCGCGGGUACUUGAUCAUUCAGAUGGAAUGCUAGGAUUUGACCCUAUGGCGAAUGCAUAUCCCAUUUUCGGAGAAACCCACAGUAGGUCUCCAUUCGCCAUGGCCGACGAUUUUGCAGCAUGGCUCUUCAACGAACCAAUGGCGCCUCUAGGAUACAGUAUGAUGCCAGUAUCUCAAAAUCAAUUCUACGCCAACGAGUCGCCAUACACUAAUCUCACUGUCAUUCCUCAGCACCCGAUGAGCAUGACCAGCAUCUUGGACUCAGGAUCGCUGCCAGCCAUUAUCUCUGAGGAGAAAAGACAAGAGCUUUUACAGCUGAUGGCGACACGAUUCAAUGAGGCGGCGUACUCACCAGAUGCGAAGCGCAAGGAUGCGCUGAUGGAUGGGGACCUGAAUCAUGACCGACAUGCUUUGAGUCUGCGCAUGAUGCAGACGUAUAUCGGCUCUUACUGGUAUCAUUUCCAUGCGCAGAUGCCAAUACUCCACCAGCCGACAUUUGCAGCGGAUCGCACGCAUAAUUUACUGUUGCUGGCUAUUAUAGCCAUUGGGGCGGCAACUCUGGACAAAGUCCAUGGGUCAGCGACGACUGAGACGGCGGCAGAGCUGGCAAACUUUAUCGCGUGGCAUCUGCGCUGGGAGAUCUUUAUGGAUGCAGACUGUCGACCACCCGCCCGCCUGUGGGUGUUCCAGGCCUUGUUGCUGUUGGAGAUUUUCGAGAAAGGGUUCUCUACGCGGGCGCUGCAUGAACGGGCGCACAUUCAUCACGAUACCACGUUGACACUCAUGCGCCGAGGCAGCUCGCUGAUCGGCCGGUCACCAUCUGAUACACCAGAGUUGAAGGAGGAAGAUGAGUCGUGGUCCCAGUGGAUAAAAGCAGAAUCUACACGGCGUGUAGCAUUUGCUGCCUUUAUCAUCGACUCAACCCAUGCAAGUAUGUAUGGUCAUGCGGCAAAGAUCGUCGCCCAUGAGCUCCGACUACCUAUGCCGUGCGAUGAGGCAUUAUGGGCCGCGACCAGCGCUGCCGAAGUGGCACGGGUGCAGUCCAGCUUACAAUCUCACGGUGUCCGUCCAGUCAUGUUUCUUGAUGGACUCAAGCGCACCCUCAACGGACAAGCCGUCUCGAUACAAACGCCAUUCGGCCGCAGUGUUCUUCUGGCAGGAUUAUUGAGCGUCAGCUGGCAUCUCAACCAGCGAGACCUGCAGAUCAGCUCACUUGGAGUCGGCCAGACUCUUGAUGGACGUGACAAAUGGAGGACAAUAUACAACGAGGCAUUGAGUAAUUUCACCUCUGUUGAGUCCCAAUCGUGCGAUAUUCUACAUGGACUUGCCCAUAUGGUAUCCCAUGUCGACAUAGUGGACCUUCAAAUAUUCGCUGGGGCCGGCAGGUUAAUGGGACGGUCGGUCACAUCACGAGAUUACACCUCAGCACGGGACAAGACCAAUCAUUGGGCGACGAAGGCGUCUGCGCGCGAUGCCACCUUCUACGCAUUGAAGUUCCUAUCGGCAUGCUCUUCCGAAUUUCACUCGGGAGAGUACGUUGCGCGCGAUGAUUACCUCCUGAACCGACCAUGGGUCAUCUACUUUGCCACACUGGUUGUGUGGUGUUAUGGGUUUGCGCUGAAUGGACCUCUCCAACAUCCACCGGUAUUGGCAACAGCUGCCGAGCGGCGAUACAACAUGGACCAGUUCCUGCGGCGAAUAGGAGGGAUUCGUGAACCUCAGGAGCUUGAAGGGAUGAAAGGAUGCAACGAUUGUAUGGGAUUGCUGAUGGUUAUACGCGACUCGUUUGCAAAUGCAAGGUGGGAGUUAUUGGGUGAAGCAUCCUUAUUGCUCGACAAUUGUAUAGCAAAGCUACAGUCGUAG